AUGCGCCGUGCAGUGGAACAAUGUGCAGAAAGCCGCCGGCCUCCUGAAGAACAGCGCCAACGCCGUCAGGAACUCGUCGAGAUGCUUGAGGAACGAUUUGGCUCGCCAGUCCGAGCGUGGGCCAAUCUCCUAGAUAUCCAUGCAAAAGGGAAGCUGAAGAGGAAAGAGUUCCAGACAAGUAUGUCUGUCUUGGGCUACAAGGGCAACAUCAACCAGCUGUGGGAUGAGUUGGGCUUGAAACCGAAGCAAUCAGUGAGGUUCAAAGACUUAUGCCCAGAAGUUAUUGAUGAAAUCCGAGAAUUCAAGAAUUUGGCGGGCAAGAAGAUUGUCACCCUGAUCCAGGUCUCCGAGGUUGCUGCUGGGCCUGGGAAAAGCAAGAAAGCCGGAGCGCCAGUGGAAGCUGACGAGUAUUACAAGGUGAUGAAUGCCAUCGAUUAUCCGGGCGAUCCAGACCGCCUGCUUCAGCAUUUGGAUCCGGGUAAUGUCGGAUAUGUGAACACGCGAACGUUGCGCAUUCUGAACGAGCAACACAACGAGGAGAAGGCUGUGCCGCUGUUUCUAAGAAAGUAUCACGAGAAUCGACAAUCGUUGCUGGAGCAGAAGAUCGCCGCGGUUGUGAUUCCGCCAGCGAAAGAGUUGCUGGCAAAACAAGAUACCAUGCGCGGGAACGUACUAGAGGAGUGGAAUUCAAAGAAGGAUGCUCGUGAUGCUAGGGAGGAGUUCAUUCGAGCUCUUCAAGACAAAUUUGGAAGCAUUGCAAAGGCAUGGCGCCUUGCGCUGGACCCAGAGCUGAAACUUGCCAUCGAGAACGUAGAUCAGCUCAUGAAAGCUUUGAAGAGAGCUGGUCUGAUGCCCCCAGAAGGUGGCGAGCACGCGUUGAGAUUCAAAGCAGAAAGGAUAUUCCAGGCCUGCAUGUCGAAGGAAACCGAACAGAUCAGCUUGGAUUGCCUCGACCCCAAAACUCCUGCGAUGCUGGAAAAGUUCAAGGAUCUUUGCGAGGACCGCUAUGGCAGUCUCCAGGAUGCCUUCGAAAGUGUGGAUGUGGAUGGUAUGGGGAUCGUUUCUCGAGAGGCAUUUCGAGUGCUGUGCCACGAAGUCAAAGCAACCGAUGGCAUCUUCAGGCUUAUGGAAUUCCUGGAUCCAAAGCGCACCGGCGAAAUUCGACUGUCUCUUAUUGACAGUGAGGUCGCCGAAGAUGCAAUGCUCGCAACACAGAUGCGCCGCCAAAUUCAAGAGCGCCAACAGCAAUCGCAGGACCGCAGACUGAUGGAGCACUGA
Effrenium voratum is the source of this 1278-nucleotide messenger RNA. Lineage: Eukaryota; Dinophyceae; Suessiales; Symbiodiniaceae. The record is from the annotation of a GenBank genome assembly.